Molecule: messenger RNA, 855 nt
Organism: Diaporthe amygdali
Lineage: Eukaryota; Fungi; Ascomycota; Sordariomycetes; Diaporthales; Diaporthaceae
Product: haloacid dehalogenase-like hydrolase
Exons: 2
Coding region: 1-855 (284 amino acids)
Source: RefSeq, a predicted model, not a curated record
AUGGGGGUCCAGCCCAAAGUCAUACUCUUCGACAUUGGCGGCGUCGUCGUUGUCUCUCCAUUCCAGUCUAUUCUUGACUAUGAGCUCGGCCUCGGUAUUCCUCCAGGUUGGAUAAACUACUCUAUUUCCAAAACAUCCCCCGAUGGCUUCUGGCACCGCUUAGAAAGGGGCGAAAUUCCCUUGGACGCCGCCUUCAUAGAGGGAUUUUCCAAGGACCUGCACUCUCCGGAGCUGUGGAAAGCGUUCUACGAGGACCAACGGGCCAAAGACCCACGCCUACCGGAGCUGACACCCCCUGUGCCUGCUCUCGACGCAGACUUCCUGUUCAAUGACAUGAUGUCCUCCGCUGUCCAUCCCGACCCGUGGGUGUCUCCAGCCUUGAAGAACCUCAAGGCUAGCGGGAAGUACGUCCUUGCCGCACUGAGUAACACUGUUAUUUUCCCUCCAGGACACAAGCUCUAUCGGCCAGACAUCGCUUCAGACCCGGUUAAAAGCAUAUUCGACGUCUUCGUGUCAUCUGCCCAUGUCGGUCUGAGGAAGCCUGACCCUAGGAUAUAUGAGCUUGCAGUGCGCGAAGUGGACAAAUUCGCCAGAGAAAAUGCGGACUCGCCCAGGGGGAGAGAACUGGGCUGGGCAGAUGGGAUCACCCCAGGCGACAUUGUUUUCCUCGAUGAUAUUGGCCAGAAUUUGAAAGCAGCCAGUAAGGCAGGGUUUCGAACGAUCAAGGUCAAUCUGGGCAGGGCCUAUGAAGCCGUGGAAGAGCUGGAGGGCAUCACCGGUUUGGCACUUGCUGGUGAUCACCCAAAAAUUCCAAUAAAGCCGAAGAUAAAGACUGCUAGCCGAGCGAAGAUAUAG